Messenger RNA from Diversispora eburnea, 1503 nucleotides. Lineage: Eukaryota; Fungi; Glomeromycota; Glomeromycetes; Diversisporales; Diversisporaceae. The record is from the annotation of a GenBank genome assembly.
AUGUCUGAAAUUAAAUUUAAUCAUAAUAGUUUAUCAAAUAAAACUUUAUCUGAACCUUAUAAUCAUCUGGAACUCAAGCCAGAGCCACCAAUUUUGGAUUCAAUUCUCGAUCAUAUCGGUAACACCCCACUAGUGAGAAUAAAUAAAAUUACUAAAGCAGAAGGAAUCGAAUGCGAAAUUUUGGCAAAAUGUGAAUUCUUUAAUGCCGGAGGUUCAGUUAAAGACAGAAUUGCUAAGCGUAUGAUUGAGGAAGCUGAAAAGGUAGGCAUCCUAAAACCUGGAUCUACCAUUAUCGAACCAACUUCUGGAAAUACUGGAAUUGGACUUGCUUUAACUGCUGCUAUAAAAGGUUAUCGUUCAAUCAUCACUCUUCCUGAAAAGAUGAGUCAAGAAAAAGUUGACGUUCUUAAAGCUUUAGGUGCAGAAAUUAUUCGUACACCUACAGAAGCAGCAUGGGAUUCACCAGAAUCUCAUAUUGGGAUUGCUAAUCGUCUUCGUAAUGAAAUUCCAAAUUCUGUAAUUCUGGAUCAAUAUAGUAAUCCUUAUAAUCCCAUUGCUCAUUAUGAUCACACAGCUGAAGAAAUAUUAAGAGCAUGUAACGGAAAAUUAGAUUUAUUUGUGGCAGGUGCUGGCACUGGUGGAACUAUCUCGGGUAUUUCUAAAAAAAUAAAGGAAAAAUGUCCUACUUGUAAAAUUAUAGGUGUGGAUCCCAUUGGUUCAAUUCUUGCUGAAAAUGAUCCUAGUGCACCAGUUUCUAGUUAUUUGGUUGAAGGCAUUGGCUAUGACUUUAUUCCUUCUGUUCUUGAUGUUAGUGACGUUGACGAUUGGAUCAAGACAAAUGAUAAAGAUUCAUUUACUUAUGCUCGUAGACUUAUUCGUGAGGAGGGACUUUUAGUUGGUGGCUCGUCUGGUUCUGCAAUGUGUGCAGCAAUUCAAGCAUGUAAAUCUCUUAAAAAAGGUCAACGUUGUGUUGUUUUAUUUGCAGAUUCAGUUCGAAAUUAUAUGACAAAGUUUUUAAAUGAUGAUUGGAUGAAGUCUCAUGGAUUUAUUGAUAAUUUUGUCAAACAAGAGGAGGAAAAUAAAAUUCAAAAAUAUGGUGGUGCUACAAUUCGUGAUCUUGAUCUUAAAGUCGCUAUCACUAUUGAUGCAGAAUCUACUUGUAGGGAAGCAAUCGAAGUUUUAAAAAGUCAAGGAUUUAAUCAAUUACCAGUUAUAGAUCAUCAUAAAUUUGUAGGAUUAGUUAAUCUAGGAAAUUUAUUAGCAAGUAUAUCUAGAAGAGGAAAAUCGGGUGAAUCCCCAGUUAAGGAAGUUAUGUUGAGAUUUGAUAGAUUAGGAAAGAAUUUUGAAGAAAUUACUAUAGAUACUCCUUUAGAAAAAUUAACAAAAUUUUUUGAAAAUCAUAGUGCAGCAAUUAUUACUGAGCGAGGAGCAAAUGGAGAAUUUAUACCCAAACACGUGGUAACUAAAUUAGAUUUGUUAUCUUAUUUGAUUAAAAAUCAAUAA